UGACGUCAUUUCCGUUAGGAGCCCGCUGAGAUGCCUACGCAGGCGAUUGACCACGUUUCGUAUAAACGGCGUUAGUUUUUGUCGUUAAAGUAACUACUAACCCGUUCCUGACUCAUUUGGCCGUUACCCAGGGGGAGCUCACCGGCGGGGAUUCGGCGAGUCUCCAUUAACUUCAGUCAGGACCGCUCGUGUUUGUCACGCGCCAAAAAAACGUCCACCGAGGAAGCGAAGGGACCAUUUUGUGAGUUUCAGUCCAGUUUGUUUUUGUUUCGGUCAGGAAAAUGAGCGGCGGAUUCAGCUUCGGUCAGCCCUCCUCGGGCUUCACCUUCGGAACUCAGAAGCCCGCAGCUUCGGCUCCGGCUCCGGCCACUGGUUUCGGGCUGACGGGCGCCGCGGCCGCGGCCCCUGGAGGGGGCUUCACCUUCGGCACCCCGGCUCAGCCCGCCGCCUCCGCCGCGGCCCCCGCCACCAACUCCUUCAGCUUCGGCAACGCGGCUAAGAGCACUGCGGGAGGAGGGGGCUUCUCCUUUGGAACACCCACCUCCAGCUUUGGCCUGGGCGCGACUCCCCAAACCACAGCGGCACCGGCAGGGCUGUCUCUCGGCUCUGCGGCGGCCCCGGCCGCGGGGUCAGGGUUCACGCUGGGCGGCGGGUUGACCGCACAGCCCGUCGCCCCCGCUGCUGCUGCUACUGCUGCUGCCCCUUCGGGAGGGGGCUUCAGCUUUGGGACGGCCCCUCAGACUCAGCCCCAACCUGCGGCGACGGCCGCGCCAGCAGCCACCACGGCCCCGGGGGGCCUGUCGUUUGGAGGGUUCAGCUUUGGAGCCAAUAAAGUGCAGGUGUCCACAGCUGCUGCACCCGCCCCCGCCGCAGGAGGAGGCGGAGGUGGAGGUGGAGGCUUCUCCUUCGGCACCAGUACUCCUUCAAGCCUCGCUCAACCAGCUUCCACCACGGCAACCCCAGCGACGGCAGCAGCAGCCCCAGCCGCAGCUGGAGGGUUUGCCUUUGGCAUCAAGCCCGCAUCCACCCCAGCUCCUCCUGCAGCAGCAGCCCCAGCUGCAGGCCCCACUCUUUUCUCAACACCCAUCACUUCAGCUGCUGCACCUGCAGCCGCCCUGACCACUGGCUUCACUCUGGGUGCUGCUCCAGCUUCAGCAGCAAGCACUGCAGCUACAGUCGCCACGGCAGCCACAACUGGAGGGUUGGCUUUCAUGCUUAAACCCCUCGGGGCAGCUACAGCCGCCACCACCACCACCCCCUCCGGCCUGAUCUCUGCAGUCACAACAGCAACAGCUGCUGCACCUGCUGCUGCUGCUGCCGCUACUCCUGCUGCUACAGGCUUCGCUCUGGGACUCAAACCUCUGACCAGCACAGGCACCACAGCGGCUGCUACGGCCACAACAAUCACCACCACCACUGCAGCCCCUCCCGUGAUGACCUACGCCCAGCUGGAGGGUCUCAUGAACAAGUGGAGUCUCGAGCUGGAGGACCAAGAGCGACAUUUCUUGCAGCAAGCGACUCAGGUGAACGCCUGGGACAGGAUGCUGGUGGAGAAUGGAGAGAAGAUCACUUCCCUGCACAAAGAGAUGGAGAAGGUAAAGCUGGACCAGAGGAGGCUCAACCAGGAGCUGGACUUCAUCCUGUCCCAGCAGAAGGAGCUGGAGGACCUGCUCUGCCCGCUGGAGGAGUCUGUCAAAGAGCAGAGUGGAACCAUCUACAUGCAGAACGCCGAUGAGGAACGCGAGAGGACGUACAAACUCGCCGAGAACGUGGACGCACAGCUGAAGAGGAUGUCCCAGGACCUGAAGGAGAUCAUCGAGCACCUGAACACAUCCAGUGGGCCAGCAGACACCAGUGACCCACUUCAGCAGAUCUGUAAAAUCCUCAACGCUCACAUGGACUCGCUCCAAUGGAUCGAUCAGAACUCGGUUCUCCUGCAGAGGAGAGUGGAGGAGGUGUCCAAGCUGUGCGACAACCAGAGGAAGGAGCAGGAGAAGACCUUUCGUCUGACGUUUGAUUGAACUGCUGUUAACAGUGCUUGCUAACGUGGACAUUUUUGUAAUUAGUUUGCAGAAAUGAAAUCCUUCGGAUUUGUACUCAACAGACAAAUUGCUCCUUUGUUUUUUUUUCUUCUUACGUUUGUUUCAAAUAGUAUAAUUAAAUGAAUCUUUGCAAUAAGUGUCGUUGGUGAAUGAAUAGUAGAAGGAGGCAGCCACAUGUAGACCUCAGUACACACACUCAGUCUUACU
Molecule: messenger RNA, 2249 nt
Organism: Salarias fasciatus (jewelled blenny)
Lineage: Eukaryota; Metazoa; Chordata; Actinopteri; Blenniiformes; Blenniidae
Gene: nup62l
Product: nucleoporin 62 like
Exons: 2
Coding region: 282-2021 (579 amino acids)
Biological process (GO): protein import into nucleus; RNA export from nucleus
Cellular component (GO): nuclear pore; nuclear pore central transport channel
Molecular function (GO): phospholipid binding; structural constituent of nuclear pore
Source: RefSeq, a predicted model, not a curated record